UGCUCUGUGAUUGGAUAAAAAGUUCAUUUAGGGCGUGACGUCACACGGUCGGAUGAACGAAGAAGGAAAGAGGCCAACUUCCGGUAUGGUGAGUGCUGUUCAACAGGGACCACAGGACAGGCCAUACCUGCCAGGAAAAUGCGGUAGGCUGUUGUCAUAACUGAAAGAGAAAUUAAAACACAACACAUCUCAGUGCUAUCUUUACGAAUUUGAAAUAAAUGUGGCAUAUGGUCAUAUGGCCUAAGGGCUCUGUGACGGAAGCAAUCAGGUUCGCUGAUCAGUAAUCCAUCGAUCGGGAUUAGGGAGCACGGUUGAACAUGGGAACGAGAUCGAGCCGUUUACAAGAGGAGGCUGCCGCGACUGCUUUCGAUAAAGAUGGCAUCAAGAGAGAGUCCUGUCGACGAAUCCGAAGCACCAGGCCCACUAGCCUCAUGGUGGAGUUCUCCGGCAGCUUCGACCAUGACUCAGAGACGAACCGCAGCCGGUCGGAAGAGGGCAGUGACUCGGACACUGGGCAGCAGGCGAGCAGCGACGGCAGCCCCGCCGACAGCCACAUGUCCCCGUCUCUGAGCAGCCAGGCCUCGCCGACGGACGAGAACGGGGCAGAGGAGGAUGGCAGUCCGGGAGGCCCUGUGAGCGCGGAGGAAAUAGGCCGAGCACCGCAGCGCACUUUCUCGGAGCGUUUGCCCGGUGGUCGCCAUUCUUCCGCCAGCGGCGUCACAGCCAGGUCCGCCCGGGUGAGGGGCACUCACCCCCGGCCAGUGUCUGAGGCGUGGAUCUACAGGGUCAACAACCGCCACGGUGCUAUUCGUUGUCCCUUCUGCACCAAGCCAUUCCCUGGAGGGCGAAUUGAGGACCAUCUUUUAAGUUGUCUGACUUCUCCACCUCUCCCUUAUAACACUGAUGUGCUAGCUAAGGACAGUGGAGAGUGUUCAAUUUGUCUCGAAGACCUGCUACAGGGGGAAACCAUCGCUCGUCUGGCCUGCCUGUGUGUCUACCAUAAGAGCUGCAUUGACACAUGGAGCAAAGUGAAGCCGUGCUGCCCUGAGCAUCCUUUUGAUUGAUUCGUGUGUUCUUGUGCUAUGACACUUUGACUCAGGAGACAAUACCCCCUGGCAGGAGCAUAUUUUCUGAUGAGAGGAUUGAGAGAAAGACACAAAGAAACAAAAACAAAUAACAAGCAUCAUCACUUGUGGUCAUCUUAAUCGGUUUGACUCUGAGUGAGCCUGGCUUUAACUUUUAACAUCUGACGUGACUCUUGAGACUUGGCUUUUCUCUACUUUACAGCACGUGCGUGAACGGCGGGUUUGCUCUGCUUGCCUUUCCUCUCUUAACUCUUUACUUUAAGGCUCAGAGUGAAACUGGUAAACUGAAUAGAACUUUGUAAAACAAACAUGUAAAUGGAGGGAAGUUACACAUGGAUCACCUCUCCGUGUGAACAUCUUGAUCUCCCGGAGGGAUGGUGUUUUCUUACCAUGGAAACGUGGUGAUCUGAAAUUUAUGCCGGGCUAAGCAUUUGGUUUUGUGCAGCCUGCCGGGGUUGCAUUGGCUUGAAUGAACUACUUGAUUUUGUAGAGUUUGUUGGGCAGAUCCUGGAUGAACGCAGAGGAGCUGUAAAUGCAUAAAUAUUGCACAGGAAUUACAUAUGAGGCAUGAUGUUUUAUAUUUUUGGGGGAUAAUCUUUUUGUUUACCCUUUUCCCUUUUUGUUACUAUAGGAACAUUUCAAAGGCAGAGUGAAAUUUCCAAUAGAUUUGGAUUCGAUUUAAACUACCAAGAAUAGUGGUAUCCCUCUCAUUACCACAUCAGACCCUUUUAACCUCUUGAUCUGAUUGCUUUUACUCAUUUGUAAAACUGUAUAUUGUUAACCGAUCAGAGCGGUACUUCCACUAGCUAGCUUAAUGGAUGUUAUUGGUUGCAGUGAAGUGUGUGUUCAAGUGUGUACUUAAAUGCAGAAGAUUUUGACGCUGAUGACCUGACAGCAUGUAUUACUCUUGGAGGGGAGGGUUUGUGAAAUUGCUUCUCUGCGUCUCAGACGUAGUAGCCUAUAGAAAUCCAGUCACUUUACACUCUUUACACCAGACCUCCUCUACAUUGAAUGAGGCCAUCUGUGGUGCGGAGAUGUAUGUCAGGCGCAGUAAUGCCAUAUGGCGCACGCUUUGCCUGAGAAUGGCGAUUGAGAACAGCU
This is a messenger RNA of Sinocyclocheilus rhinocerous, 2186 nucleotides long. Its product is annotated as E3 ubiquitin-protein ligase znrf1-like. Gene Ontology annotation, cellular component: intracellular membrane-bounded organelle; cytoplasm; membrane. The coding region runs from base 318 to 1064 and encodes 248 amino acids. NCBI's taxonomy places the organism in Eukaryota, Metazoa, Chordata, Actinopteri, Cypriniformes, Cyprinidae. Gene Ontology annotation, biological process: protein K48-linked ubiquitination; proteasome-mediated ubiquitin-dependent protein catabolic process. The transcript has 5 exons. The record is from RefSeq and is a predicted model, not a curated record. Gene Ontology annotation, molecular function: ubiquitin protein ligase activity.